Folsomia candida is the source of this 1578-nucleotide messenger RNA. RefSeq lists its product as uncharacterized. Gene Ontology annotation, cellular component: plasma membrane. The record is from RefSeq and is a predicted model, not a curated record. NCBI's taxonomy places the organism in Eukaryota, Metazoa, Arthropoda, Collembola, Entomobryomorpha, Isotomidae. Bases 70 to 1545 code for a protein of 491 amino acids. Gene Ontology annotation, biological process: triglyceride biosynthetic process. Gene Ontology annotation, molecular function: long-chain-alcohol O-fatty-acyltransferase activity; diacylglycerol O-acyltransferase activity. The transcript is spliced from 3 exons.
GUCAAAAUAGAGAUCGAGAUGUGAAGUGAACGUGAACAAUUUUCUUUUCUGUUUUCUGCAGUAGAAAUCAUGGCCAAACUUUAUCGUCUGAAAACACUCUUUCUGGAUAUAGGACUGAUUUUCGUAUCAAUUUUUCUCCUUUUUACACUCGUACCUGCGAUUCUGCUUGGGGUGAUUUUACCCCUUUUGAUCAUUCGGAUUUUUGCAGUGCAAACUGCCAAGGUCAAUAAUAAUUUGGGUUCUCCAUUAUCUAUCACAAGUUGCCACACGGCCAUUGAUGACAUUUAUGGGAAGCCGAGGUGUAGUUUGGUAGCUGUAUUUUAUCUUAAAGAAAAACUAUGUGUGGACAAACUGUUGGAAAGAGUUGCAAAAUUAUUGGAAUCGAGCAAAUAUCCAGAGUUGAAACAGACACUAACUCGCUGGAUGUGCACCUACUUCUGGGCAAACUGCCCCCAAUUCUCCAUAUGCAACCAUGUCUUCUUUGACCCUUCAACGGACCCUGGAGAUUUCCGCAGCAAGUUGGAAUCUUUUGUAGUUAAGCCUUUCAAACAGGACCAACCUCUCUGGGAAAUCACAGCAUUUCCGAACUACAAGAAUGAAGAGACAUCUUCCAGUUCCGCCCUGGUAAUUCGGAUUCAUCACAGUCUUGCAGAUGCAUUUGCACUUGUCGGAUUGGUGAAGAACAUUGCGGAUCCAUGUCCUGAUGAUGGCGUGGAGAAGCGAGUUUCCUUCUCUAAAACACCUGUCGUCGGUUACAGAGAAAAGUUACUGCUUCUUCUCCAGUUGGUUUUCGUAACUCCGGUGCAAACAAUAGUUGUAGCUCUGAAAGGCUUUGAUGUCAAUCAGUGGACAAUUCCAGAGGGAAAAAUGACCGGAACGCUGAUUCAAUAUGAAAGUUAUCACGAAAUUAGUCAAGAUGUGCUCAAGGAGACGGCGAAAUUGCACAGCAAGAGCAUCAGUGCCAUCAUAUUUUCAGGCUUCACAUCCGCCGUGAGAAAGACAAUGAUGAUGCGUCAAGAGGUCAAAGAAUUGAGAAAGUCGGUUACAAUACUGUACCCUUGGCCUCGAAUCGGUCAUCCAGGAAUUCUCACAAAUCACUUAACGUGUGUCACAAUUCCAGCUCCGAUUUACGUACAUGAUUCAGAACAAAGACUGAACUUAAUUUCUGAAACGUUCAGCUCUCUUCAGAAAUCUAGCUUACCGCUGGGAAUGCUCUUGGUCAACUUGGCCGUGGGUCUCGUCUCUGGCUUCACACGUCGUGCUUGCUCAGUUGGGAAUUUUGGAACUGCCAUUUUAUCAAAUUUCUUAUAUAGUUCGAAACCCUUCAAAUUUUUUGGAUCCGAAGCAACCCAUUUUAAUAUCCUAACUGGACUGCAGUUAAAAAGGAUUGGUUUAAUGUGUAACGCAGUAAAUUAUAAUGGUCGCUUAGUCAUUGGUGUGAAAGCUGACUCGUCGUUAUUUCCUAAUCGUGAAAGUAUAGUGCUUUUUGUUAAGUAUAUGAUUGACGAAUUUUAUUUAUUAAAUACAAGUGGUUCAACGGUUUAAAAUGUGUAUUAAAUAUCUACAAUUGUUAACAAA